AUGUCCUUCAAGAUUCUUGUUCUGGUCUAUCUGCUAGCGGUUUUGGCUUAUGCUCAAGAGACCAAUUUCGUGUACAACGGUUUCCAAACAGAUGAUCUGAGCCUUGAUGAGGUGGCCGGGAUCACCCCCAAUGGCCUCCUGAAUCUGGGCUACGACACCAAACAGCAGAAGGGCCCCGCCUUCCAUUCCUACCCAGUCCAGUUCAAGAACUCUCCGAACAGCUCCGUAUUCUCCUUCUCCACCCCGGUCGUCUUUGCCAUCCGACCUCAGUUUAAGACUCUGAGCGGCCAUGGGAUCGCCAUCGUGGUCGCCCCCCAGAGAGGCCUCCACGGGUCCUUGCCGAGCCAAUACCUCGGCAUGUUCAACCAAACCAGCAACAGCAACCCCACCAAUCAUGUGUUCGGGUUGGAACUCGACACGAUCCUGAGCAGCGAGUUUCAGGACAUUAACGAUAAUCACGUCGGGAUUGACUUGAAUGGGUUGACAUCAGUAAAGUCAGCUCCAGCGGGGUACUAUGCAGAUGGGGGCAAGUUCAAGAACUUGACUCUAAUCAGCGGUAAAGCAAUGCAAGUUUGGGUGGACUACGAUGGCACGGAAAAGCAGAUCAACGUCACAUUGGCCCCGAUCAAUGUACGAAAGCCAAAGACUCCCCUUCUGUCUCUUACACGGGAUUUCGCAUCGAUUAUCAAUGAGAACAUGUAUGUCGGCUUCUCGUCAUUGACCGGUUGGGUCGUGACUUCUAACUAUGUUCUGGGUUGGAGCUUCGAGGUAAAUGGCAAGACUCCGGCACUUGCCCUGUCCCAACUUCCUAAGCUUCCUCAGAUCGGUAAAAAGCAGACGUCGAAAGUGCUGACAAUUGGGCUACCAUGGGUGGUUCUUUUCGUCAUAUCAAUGCUGAUCUUGAGCGUAGUUUACGUGAUGAGAAGGAAACGGAAAUUUGCCGAGGUGCUCGAAGAUUGGGAGAGGGACUAUGGCCAACACCGGUUCAACUCCAAAGAUCUUUACAUUACGACAAAAGGAUUCCGGAGCCAAGAGCUAUUAGGGACCGGUGGGUUCGGUCGGGUCUAUAGAGGAAUCUUACGCACAUCGAAGAUAGUGAUCGGGGUGAAGAGGGUCUCCCAUGAAUUGAGACAAGGCAUGAGAGAAUUAGUAGCAGAGAUCAUCAGCAUCGGUUGGCUCCGUCACUGCAAAAUAGUGUCGCUCCACGGUUACUGCCGCCGAAAAGCGGAGUUGCUCUUGGUUUGCGACUACAUGCCCAAUGGGAGCCUCGACAAGUACUUCUAUAACCUGUUGGUUGUUUGUUUGUAA
Syzygium oleosum is the source of this 1308-nucleotide messenger RNA. RefSeq names its product L-type lectin-domain containing receptor kinase IV.1-like. Gene Ontology annotation, biological process: protein phosphorylation. Gene Ontology annotation, molecular function: protein kinase activity; ATP binding; carbohydrate binding. The record is from RefSeq and is a predicted model, not a curated record. Lineage: Eukaryota; Viridiplantae; Streptophyta; Magnoliopsida; Myrtales; Myrtaceae. The transcript has a single exon. Gene Ontology annotation, cellular component: plasma membrane. Bases 1 to 1308 code for a protein of 435 amino acids.